Lagopus leucura (white-tailed ptarmigan) is the source of this 1695-nucleotide messenger RNA. RefSeq names its product endogenous retrovirus group FC1 Env polyprotein-like. The record is from RefSeq and is a predicted model, not a curated record. The transcript has a single exon. Bases 1 to 1695 code for a protein of 564 amino acids. Lineage: Eukaryota; Metazoa; Chordata; Aves; Galliformes; Phasianidae.
AUGAAUAAAGGAUUCCCUUGUAAUGGAUGGAAUAAUGUAUGGUGGACAACCACCUAUCGAGGUUGGACAUAUAUACCUGGGAUAUUUGAUGCUCCAUGGGCACAUACAUUAAAAGAUCGAAUAAGCAUCUUUAAAGGAACUGCCCAACCAAACUGUCAGCCCUUACAAUGCAAUCCAGUGACAAUAACAAUUAACGAGGCUGAUAAUCUUGUUAAUAUCACCUUUGGACUUGGGAUAGACAUACGUGGAAAAGAUCCAACAGCUAGAUUCCGGAUAGCCGUAUGGGAUAUACUCCCGGAUGACACCCUGAGUGUCCAGAAUGAGGAAAAACUCAAUGAGGGGGUGAAAAAUAUUCCUAAAAACCCCACAAUUGUGACAGUUAAAGAGAUAAAAGAUCUUAGACAAACAUUUGAAAUUGAAACAGGAUAUGGGGAUGCUAAUGCCUGGGUAGAAUGGAUUAAGUAUACUGUCCAGAGUCUCAACCAUAGCAACUGCUAUGCUUGUGCAUCUGGAUGGCCUAUAGCUCAGGUGGUGCCCUUUUCUCUGGGAUGGACCAAGGAUCCCCAGGGGAUGCAAUGCAUAAUUGCCCUGUACCAGGAGAAAACCGCCUGGGGAAAUGAAGCCUGCAAAUCUCUCUCUCUCUUGUUCCCUCCAAUGUCUGAGACAGAUGUCCAGAUCCCUCCUACAUUCUCCACAGCCAUAGGUAAUCAUACAGCCUGCCUCUCACGGCAGGGUGUAAAGGCUACCAGGCUUAUAGGGAACUUUUCCCUAUGCAGUGAGGUCUUGAAUGUUACGAAAGAUUUGGCAGGGAACUAUUCCAGAUUAGGAAUCCCCAGGGCGGACCUCUGGUGGUAUUGCGGGGGGAAGGUCUUACGGUCCACUCUCCCAUCCAAUUGGGGAGGCACCUGUGCACUUGUUCAAUUAGUUAUACCAUUCACCCUGGCAUUUGAAAAAGGAGUCUCCCAAAAUCCUGGAAGAAACAAAAGAAGCUUAGGAGUAUCAUUUGAUGACUCAAUAUAUAUAGAUCCAAUUGGAGUGCCUAGGGGUGUCCCUGAUGAAUUUAAGGCAAGAAAUCAAAUUGUUGCAGGGUUUGAGUCACUGUUUUGGUGGGUAACAAUUAACAAAAAUGUAGACUGGAUUAAUUACAUCUAUUAUAAUCAACAGCGAUUUAUAAAUUAUACAAAAAGUGCCAUUAAGGGAAUUGCAGAACAAUUAGAUGCCACAAGUAAGAUGGCCUGGGAAAAUAGGAUUGCUCUAGAUAUGAUGCUAGCAGAAAAAGGAGGUGUAUGUGUAAUGUUAGGUACUCGCUGCUGCACUUUCAUCCCCAAUAACACAGCCCCAGACGGCACAAUAACUAAGGCAUUGCAAGGACUUACCACUCUUGCUGAUGAAUUGGCAGAGAAUUCAGGAAUAGAUACCUCUAUCAGUGGAUGGGUGGAUUCCUGGUUUGGUAAAUGGAAAGGGGCAAUUAUAUCAAUAUUUACCUCUCUGAUUACAGUAGCAGGAGCCCUGGUGACUAUUGGGUGCUGUGUCAUCCCCUGUGUGAGAGGAUUGGUACAGCGAUUGAUUGAAACAGCACUAUUAAAACAAACGCUAAUGGAGCCACCAUUGUAUUCGAAUAAAAUGAUGGUAUUAGAGGAAAUGGGGAAUGAGGAAAGUGAAGAAGAGGAGGAAAUGUAUACGAUAAUGCCUUAA